GACUUGAAGCUGCUCCGGAAGCGGAAGCAGAAAGUGGGCGCUCGGGCCGUCGCUGAGGAGCCGACGGGCCCGGGCCGCGAGGAUGAAGGAGGCGAAGCCCGAGCGGGAGCGGAGGCAGCGGCGGCGACGCCGGCGACGGCGGGAAGACGAGGACGAGCCGGGAGAAGCGGCGGGGAACGAAGUGCUAGUGCCGGAUCUGUCGCUGGUGAAGCAGGAACGGCGUAGCCCGAGCCCCGCGCCUCGCUCUCACCGGUCCCGGCCCCGGUCCCGGGCCCGGCGCGGCUCCUCGGGAAGUCCGAGCCCAGCGCCUGACGAGGAGGCUUCGCUGCCGCCCCCGGCGCCGGCCCCGCGAGCUCGCAGCGCUCGCGCCUCUGGGGACCGCGCCGGCAGCUGCAGCAGGUCACCAACCAAAAGAAAAAAUAAAUCCAUUGGGAGAAGAAGCAGAUCUCGGAGUAAGAGAAGCCGUAGCCCUCACCAUCCUGUAGUCAAGGUGAAGCAGGAACGUGAAAACCAUCCCCGAAGAGGAAGAGAAGAAAGGCAACACAGAGAACAAUCAGAUCAAGAACAUAGGCGAGAGAGAAAUGGUGACCGGGACAGACACCAUAGCCAUUCUAACCAGAGGAAAACCACCAGUGAAAGACCUAGUGGUGGACGGAACCGAGAUGCCCAGAAUCUACAGGAACAGGAAGAGGAAAGAGAGUUUUAUAACUCUCGGCGACGGGAACGUCGCCAGAAGAAAGAUGUUCGUGGUAGCAGUGAUGAAAACCAGGAGAGUGUUCCUCAAUCUGCUGGUGGUCACAGUAAAGGAAAAGACUCACCAAAUAAAGAGAAACCCAGCUUUGAACUGUCAGGGGCACUUCUUGAGGAUGCCAACAUGUUCCGGGGUGUGGUGAUAAAAUACAGUGAACCUCCAGAAGCACGAAUCCCAAAAAAACGCUGGCGCCUUUAUCCCUUUAAGAAUGAUGAGGUGCUCCCAGUCAUGUAUAUCCACAGACAAAGUGCUUAUCUCCUGGGCCGACACCGACGAAUUGCAGAUAUUCCUAUUGACCAUCCCUCUUGUUCCAAGCAGCAUGCAGUAUUUCAGUAUAGGCUUGUAGAAUAUACCCGUGCUGAUGGAACAGUUGGCCGAAGGGUUAGGCCAUAUAUCAUCGACCUUGGCUCUGGCAAUGGGACCUUCUUGAACAACCAGCGCAUUGAGCCACAGCGUUACUAUGAACUGAAGGAGAAGGAUGUGCUAAAAUUUGGGUUCAGCAGCAGAGAGUAUGUACUGCUCCAUGAGUCUUCAGACACCUCUGAGGUGGAUAGGAAAGAAGAUGAAGAUGAGGAGGAAGAGGAAAUAUCUGACAGCUAGCAAAUUCAGAAGAAGCUCUUGUAGCUGCUAAGAGAAUUUUUCCUUUGUGGGAGGCCUGGACUUGGGAUUUAAAGAGCAGAGUAGCACUCCCUGGUGCCUCUUAUUGCCUUAAGUCUUUCCUAUGUUGCUGAUUAGCUUAUGUUAAAAUUUAAGAAAUUUGACAAUUUGUGGUUUUGGUUGAACUUAUUUCUGUGAUCUGUUAGCCACACAAGUGUGGCCAUUUGCUUUCAGAAUAAUUUCACCAAUAACGGUCAUCCAUUGUGUGUGAUAGAAGCAUGAUGGCGUGGCAUGAGUUGGUGCUCUGGAAACUAUUGCCUGGAAACUGUAGACCUUUGGUUAAAAGGAGAGACGUGGCAUGUUCUCUUUGUGCAGCUAUUUGCUUUGUACAGUGACUUGUUAAGAAAUAUGGACCAGCAGUUUUUCACAUUUUAUUUUUUGUAAAUACCUAAAUAGAGAAUUUGUUUUGUGAGUUUUUGGUUGUCAUCAAAUCAGACUCCCCCAGUAUAUACACUGAAGCUUCAGUUCAGUUAACAUUGAAUCACAGAAAACAAUUUCACUAUUUAGGUCUUUAGGGAUGAGAAUUUUACCACACAUAUGACCUUAUUGACUGCUUAUAUGCAGACAAAUGUUGGAUCCUGAUGAAAUACGUGACAGGGCAGUAAAAUCAUGGCUAUUGUGGAGAAGAAAUUGAAAUGAGCCAUGGAUCUGUUUCUUACAUAAGACAAUUUCUCUGUUUCCCUAAGUAGCUUGGGUCUCUCAUCAGUUUGCAUUUUCUUGUAUGUUUAACUGCUUUGCAUUUAUUAUAAUAUCACUUUUUACUCCUAAUUCAGUGUCACUUUUGUGGGAGGAUUGCCUCAGAUGUUGGAACAGUCUGUUCAUUUCAUCUUGAUUUGUGUGUGCUAGAAAGAAAUUUUUUGUUCUGCUUAUUGUAUUUCUUACUAUCCUGAAAAGCCAUGUCUGUCAUCUUUUUCUUUCUUUCCCACAAGGAGGGGAAAGAACUGAGGCAAGGGAAACACCUAUUUGCUAAUCUUCCCCAAGUCAGAUAUGUAUACAUGGAAUUUUGUCUGUGUACAUAUGUUGUAAAUGGAUUGGAUGAGAGCGUGUAUGGAUGGAUGUGUGAAGGUGGUGUGUACUACAUGCAACUGAGUGUUGUGUUUUUUUUUUUGUAAUAUAAAUGGAAUACUACAUUAUGAGUAAAGGCACAAGUCAACCUGUUAUUUGAAUAGCAGGAUCUCAUUUAUAUAUAGUUUGGGAUUACACAAUAAAAGAAUUUGUAAAUGUAAUCCUACUCAGCCCCAAAGUGUAAUACUUUUCUAGUGUAAAGGUUUUUGAUAUUUUUUUGUUUUUUUUUUAAAAGGUUUACAUUUUUAAUUUUUCUUUGAAGUGGAAAUAAAUGGAAAUUGAGAGGAAAAGAGGUGGGAACACCACUGAUAACCUGAGUGAAAUUCCAAAUCAUUAAUCUGUAUAAAUGAGUGUUGAGCAUUUUGAAGCAUUAGUGCUUUCUAAAUUGAGAGCAACAUGUUUGUCCUUACCAGUGAGUGUAAAGAAGCUUUUGUGUAUGCUAUGUAUAGUUGGCUCUGUAUAAACCAAGGCCUGAUUAUUCAGUCAAUGAAUUAUCUGUGCCCUUCUCUCUUUCCCUCCCAUAGGGCCUUCCUAUUUCAUUCUGCACAAACACUACUACCAGAGUGCUGGCCAAGGAAGGAAAAAGAGAAAUGGAAAGUAAAUCAGUUUUGCAAUUAAUUAGCUCUUAGCUUGAAAUGUAUGAGACUGAGAUUCUCUCUGCAUGUUGGUGGUUUAUCUUUGCUUUUCUUCCAGUGUAUGUUAUGAUGUUCAGACAGCUGGCCAAUAUUGACCACUGAUGUAUGGCGAAGAGGAGCGAGGAUUAGUGCUUAUUGUUCAGCUCUGGGGACAAAAAGCCUUGAAAAACACCUACUUAAGAUUUUGUGAACUUUUAAGAAGCUUAAAAAGGGCAAAACAUAGCAAUUUGCAGUUUGUUUUCCCCUAGUUUUGUCUCCAGUGACUUAGCCAGCUACUACAUGCUAAUGUCCAGUAUCCAGUAUAUGCCUGUAUAGAAUCCCAAUUUUGUGUUCUUUAAUUUUCUUUGAAACAGAUCGAGUUUUCCUUUGGCCUGGUCUUACUUUUUGUCUCACUCUGGUGCUUCUCUGGUCAGUUGUGUUACUACAUUGAUUGCCAGUGGGUUUUAAAAUCACCUGACUGCAAGGCAACUUGAAGUUUUACUUCCAGCCUAUACCUUGGUGGAUGUAUCAAUAGAGCAUAGAGAGAAUACCAACUUUCCUGUUGUGUGCUGUGUGCUGAUGGCAUGGACAGGUGUUUUUGUAGUAGGUUUUCUUCUUGACAAGAGAAUAAUGGUGCCUAGAUUUGUGAUUCUGAUGAAAGACUUAUUUGUAAAGCAUGAGACCAGUAGGCCUGGGAGCAAGGUCAGCUGAGAUGCAAUUCUCUAACUCCAAAGCCAGGUAUCACCAGCAACUUUCUAAACUGGAGUAGUGACAAAUGUGUGAUUUGUUCUUAUAUGUUCUGUUAGAGAAACGUAUUUAGUUGUUCCAUUUGGUUUCCUCUUCUCCCAUCUCUUGUCAAAUUUUAUUGGUUUGUUUGCAGUACCUUUUUUUCUACUUCAAGAAAGAAUGACUGUCUAAACCAAAGCAAAGUGAAAAUCAAAAUGCUUUCGAACUCUGGUCACUUGCAUCUCCUUUCUGAAUUCUAUAAUCAAUCUGAAGUUCUCCUGAGUUCUGUGUGAGUCCUAUUUCCUCAAAACUUCCCCUUAAGUGUUUUCUCCAGUCAUACCGUACCUAUCCCCUUGUCCUCUUAUAGGCAAGCAGCAUUUCAAUAACUCAAUUUGUGAAGCAAUCUAGUAAUAAAUAAAAAGCAGAAUUAAUAACUUAUGUCUGUAAAGAGUGGUUUGGGUUGAAUUUUUUAAAUGGAAUUUUUAUUACUGUAUUUACAUCAGUAUGCCAGUAUGCAAUGCAGCAAGGUUUUGGAAAUUCAUCACUUUUUAAAAACAACAGACUUCAGGAUGAUUAUUAUUUGAUAAAUAGUACAAAUGUUUACAUUUUAUAAGUCCCCCUUCCCCCUUUUUUUAAAUCAGUUAUUUGGCUAAGAAAUGAAACAAUGUUAAGUUGAAGUAGAGUUUCAGUGUGGUAUGUUCAGGUAAAUGCCAGCAGUCUCUGAAGAUUAAAAUAAAGUAUUCAGAAUAUACUUUGUUCUCAAAUGUAUAUAAGUUUGUAUCAAGUGAAAUAGUUACUCACUUUUAAAUUAAAGUUUUGGAAUUAAAAAAA
Molecule: messenger RNA, 4644 nt
Organism: Monodelphis domestica (gray short-tailed opossum)
Lineage: Eukaryota; Metazoa; Chordata; Mammalia; Didelphimorphia; Didelphidae
Gene: SNIP1
Product: Smad nuclear interacting protein 1
Molecular function (GO): protein binding
Source: RefSeq, a predicted model, not a curated record